Messenger RNA from Trichobilharzia szidati, 2194 nucleotides. The record is from the annotation of a GenBank genome assembly. NCBI's taxonomy places the organism in Eukaryota, Metazoa, Platyhelminthes, Trematoda, Strigeidida, Schistosomatidae.
AAAAGGGAAAUAAACCUAUAGACAUCUUAUGAAUAACACACAGUCAACAAGUGGUCAUAAACCAAAAACCAAAUUACACAUUUCUUCAAGUGAUACACCACAAACAGUAUCAGGUUCUCCAGCAGGAAGAGGAUUUUCAAGAGCUUCAUCUGCUGAUUCUGUUUUCGAUGAUAUAUCAUCUAAAGCGCACGCUUUAUUUUCUAUUCUUGAUGAAGAAAACAAAGGUUAUCUGGAUAAUCAAGUGUUACUGAAAGUUUGUGAUUCCGGUCUGACAGAAUCCCAGAUAAAUGAUCUGAUUUUACAACUAGAUCAUGAUGGAGAUGGGAAAGUUAGUGCAGAUGAUUUCAUGCUUGGAUUACGUACAUUGGCGAAACGGAAUAGUCUAAUCCGGGCUUCAUUGAGAGCCACCACAGUAACAAAUUCUUCGCGUUAUUUGAUUAAACGCUGUUCGGAUUCCUCUGACUCACCUAGAAGUCGUUUGGGAUCAGAUGAAACUGGUUCAGAUGUUGACGACAAAUUAUACAAUAAACAUCAUGCAAAAAUAAGCUGUAACACUAUUCAGUCUGUAAGAAUCAGAACUAAGAGUAGACAAAGACUUCAUCAGAGAAUUCUGACAUUGUCAUGCCAGCAAACAACAACUUCCAAAUUAGUUAGUCAAUCUUCUGCUUCAUUACCCGAUAUUAGUUCCGUCGAUGAAAGCUUAAAAUGCUUAAACAGUCAAGAUCAUCUUUAUGAACUGUAUCAUAUACUGUUAUCAGAAAAUCCAAGUUUAUCUAGAAUGUAUGAAACUGUACUAGUGGAUGUUGUUUGUUAUAUUCAAAGAACGCGCGAAAUUCAGCUGCGAUUAGAAAAACAGAUUGAAAGUGAACGUGUUAAGCACAGCGAAGCAAUAUUUCGUCUAUCUGAAGAACUAGAUAAUCAAGUAAAAUUGGCUGAAGAAGCAGCACGACUUAAGGAAAGAGAAUCAGCGAUGAUAAAAUUCUCUACUGAACUCGAAACGAAAUCGCUACAAAUAAAACAGCUCAAAUCAAAAAUCAAACAUCUUGAAGAGCAAGAAAUCCAUCAGAGGGAAACUCAAAAUCAAACUAUUGUAUUGAAGAACAAUGAACUAGAUGAUUCACGAAUAAUUAAAUUACAGACAAAAAUUUUACAAGUAAAUCAAGAAAACUACAAUCUAGAAGAAGAUCUGGACAAUACACGAUUACAGUUAGCACAGUCACGAUCAGAGUUUAAUGCAGUCCGACAAAGUUUAAAUGAUAAAACUCAAGAGUUGGAACAUCAUAUGUCUGCGCUAAUUGAGACAGUCAAAGAAAACUCAACACUAAAGCGUCAAGUGGGAAUAUUGCAAGAUAUCAACAAAAAGUUAUAUGAUGCAAAUGAUAGCCUUUACAACAUGUUUGAAAGUUAUCCUGAAUGUCUUCGUAAACAGUGGAAAGUGGAAGACAUUAAACCAGCUUCUACAACAGUUGAUCAUAAGUUUAGACGAACUUCUAAAGAAUAUAAAUCGAUUAAAUCAGUUGUCAAAGCUUUUCAUGUACAUGAAUCCGAGGAUGAUAUUGCCACGUGUGUGUCAUGUGCAAGUGAUCAAAUCGACAAAACAAGAUCUGAACAGCCAGAAUGUAGUACAUUGAAAACUUAUAGAAGUGGAGAUAGUGGACUAUCUAUCCAAAAAGAUGUCAGAGAGAUAGAAUCUGAUGAAGCAGUUAAAUUACUCAACGAUAAACAGAAGUUAUGGGGAAAUUCUGGGAACCAUUUAAAAUACGGUAUUCGAUCCGAAUUACAAAAUAAGUCAUCUUCAACAACAUCAGUUUACUCAAAUAAUUGCAACUAUCAAUCUUCAGCUUCAUAUUCAUCAAGUCAGCCAGAUUCACAUGGUAAAAACGGUACAAUAAAAAGGCAAAAUAAAAAAAUUUUAUCCAGUAAAGAAAGUUAUCAUAUAAAAUCUCCAGUAGAUGAAAAAUUAAGAAUUUUUCGAAUAAUGUUAGCUGGUGACUCGGAAGUUGGUAAAACCAGUUUACUUAUACGUAUGUGCGAUAAUGUGUUUACAGCUAGUUCAGUUACAACUAUAGGUAUCGAUAUGAAAAUGAGAUCUGUUGAAGUCGACGGUAGAAAAGCCAUGAUGCAAAUAUGGGAUACUGCCGGACAAGAAAGGCAAGUCUACAUUGUCUACACACGAGAGUCUUUGAAUAUUUAA